AUGAUAAGAUUAUCAGAAUUAAAUUUUCCUAGCGUUUCCGGUUUUCUAAGAACUCGAACGGGACCAGAUCAUUCAAAUUUAUCAGGAGGAAAUUUAGCAGUUCAAGACAUAGGAGCGGCAUUAAAUUGGGUACAAAACAACGUGGGAGCAUUCGGAGGUGACCCGAAACGGGUGACACUCAUAGGACACGACACGGGUGCCGCGUUAGUUAAUCUUCUACUACUUAAUUCUUCCGCGAAAAAUCUUUUUCAUCGUGCCGUUUUGUUAAGCGGUAGCAUAUUGAGCCCUUGGGCGGUCGUGCAACAGCCUAACAACCUUCGGGAAACCGUUGCAAAACAAAUGGGAUGUUCGUACGAUGCGGAUGAAGAUAUAGCACCGUGUUUACGCACAAAAUCCCUUUCGGAUUUGUUAAAUGUUAAAUUCGAACCUCCUAGAUUUCUACCCCGUUUCGGACCGUCCAUUCCUCCCGACGGUAGCGUUGUAGACCCCGAAAACGCCAUGGAACAUGCCAGCGAGGCCUUCAUAACGCGCGAACUCAUGCUCGGUGCGGCAACGACAGAAAGUUAUCUAGAUUUUAAUGCUGCCGACAUACAAUACGGUUUCGAAGAAGAUCAAAGGAACAGAGUCCUGAGAACGUAUGUGAGAAAUGCGUAUAUUUAUCAUUUGAACGAAAUAUUUUCGACCGUUAGAAAUGAAUACACGGAUUGGGAUAAACCGAUAUUACAUCCCAUCAAUAUAAGAGAUUCGACACUGGAAGCGUUGAGUGAUGGACACACAGUGAGUCCACUCAUGAGAGUCGGUUAUUUACAUGCUAAAAGAGGUGCCAAAACUUAUUUUUUUCAUUUUGGGUAUCAAUCAAAGGAAACUGAAUAUCCUCAGAGAUUGGGAAGCGUUCGUGGAGAAUCGAUAACGUAUUUGUUAGGUUUGCCUUUAGUCGACGGUUUGCCUUUUUUCCCGCAAAAUUUUACUAAACAAGAUGUGAGCGUUUCCGAAGCCGUUAUUAAUUUUUUUUCAAAUUUUGCUAAAACCGGGAAUCCUAACGAGCCUAAAAACGAUAAUAAUAAUAACAAUUUCGAUUAUGGUAAUUUAAAAGAAAAAUCUAAAUAUCGAGGAAUCGUUUGGGAAUCGUACGAAGUACAAACACAACAAUAUUUAAGCAUAAGUAAGUAA
Messenger RNA from Pediculus humanus corporis (human body louse), 1170 nucleotides. RefSeq names its product acetylcholinesterase precursor, putative. Bases 1 to 1170 code for a protein of 389 amino acids. Gene Ontology annotation, biological process: modulation of chemical synaptic transmission; neuron cell-cell adhesion; synaptic vesicle endocytosis. The record is from RefSeq and is a predicted model, not a curated record. NCBI's taxonomy places the organism in Eukaryota, Metazoa, Arthropoda, Insecta, Psocodea, Pediculidae. The transcript is spliced from 4 exons. Gene Ontology annotation, molecular function: neurexin family protein binding; signaling receptor activity. Gene Ontology annotation, cellular component: synapse; cell surface; postsynaptic membrane.